Molecule: messenger RNA, 3682 nt
Organism: Patella vulgata (common limpet)
Lineage: Eukaryota; Metazoa; Mollusca; Gastropoda; Patellidae
Product: mitochondrial potassium channel ATP-binding subunit
Exons: 17
Coding region: 129-2342 (737 amino acids)
Biological process (GO): transmembrane transport
Cellular component (GO): membrane
Molecular function (GO): ABC-type oligopeptide transporter activity; ATP binding; ATP hydrolysis activity
Source: RefSeq, a predicted model, not a curated record
GAUGCGCCCAUGAACAAUUUGUAAACAUGUCAAAGUCGACGAUAAAUGAUUUUUAAAUGAACUUAAUAGUUAAAUAUACCAACGGGGUCGUCUAAGUCAGUUCGUGUGCAGACAUCUAUUUUUCAACUAUGGCAUGGAAAAUUCUUUUGGCGUCAACUUCACGAUCACCAUUGAUUAGAAGGCCUUUGAACUUCAAGAAGUUCGAUGUCAUCGAUUUUCACCGGUCAAUGACAUUAUGUCAUAAUUUCCAAAGGUUUGGGACAAGAAAAUUUUACCAGACCAUUACUAAACCAUUAACACGAAAUGCUGGAAAAACUUUUACAUCUAAAUCUGAUAUAUGUAGAGUGUUUUUAGGCCAUAGAAUUUCACAGCUGUACAGUAGAGAUCUCACACUAGUCAAAAAUACACUUAAGAAAUAUUCUGUUAAUAUAUUAUGUGGGGCAAGUCCAUUAGCGUUGUUAGGAAUUGGCACAGCAUGGUACUUGCGGAAGGAUAAUAUAGCACAGUGUAAAACUAAGAAGAGUAAUUCAAGACUUUUAGAUAAAAAAGAAGAUGACACGCCAGAUCCAGAUUUUGAUUGGCAAGAAUUUUUACAUAUGUUAUGGCCUGAAAUAUGGUAUUUAUUGGCGUCAGUGGCAAGUGCCCUGGCAGUGGCUUUAGUUAAUGUUAAAAUCCCAAUAAUGUUAGGAGAAAUUGUAAAUGUUAUUUCACAAUUUACCUCACAAACUGCCGAGUUAUUUAUGGAACAGAUUAAAGGACCUGCUUUACGACUAGUUGUUUUAUAUUCUGUCCAGGGUUUAUUAACAUUUUGUUAUAUAACAUUACUAUCUACUGUUGGAGAAAAUGUUUCUACCAGGAUGAGGAAACGUUUAUUUGAAUCUUUAAUAAAACAGGAUAUAGAAUUCUUUGAUAAAUAUAAAACAGGGGAGUUAAUAGAUAGGUUGACAUCUGAUGUUCAAGAUUUUAAAAGUUCAUUCAAGUUAUGUAUAUCUCAGGGUUUACGAGCUGUUACUCAGACAAUCGGCUGUGUAGCAACUCUAUUACUAAUAUCUGUUAAAUUAACAGGUAUAAUGCUAGCUGUCGUACCAGCCAUUAUUAUAGGCGGUUCAUUAAUAGGUUCAACUUUACGAAAAUUAUCAAAAGAUGCACAAACUCAGGUAGCCCAAUCAACAGCUGUGGCUGAUGAAGCUUUAGGUAAUGUCAGAACUGUCAGAGCUUUUGCAAUGGAGAAAAAAGAAAAUGAAUUAUAUGGUAGUGAAUUAAAUAAAGCUAGGAAGUUAAAUAUACAACUUGGUGUUGGUAUAGGUGUAUUUCAGGGUUUAGCCAAUAUAGCUUUAAAUGGUAUUGUAUUAGGAACUAUGUUUGCUGGUGGAUAUAUGAUGUCAUUACAUGAAUUAUCUGCUGGUGAUCUGAUGUCGUUUCUAGUAGCAACACAAACAAUAGAAAGAUCUUUAGCCCAUAUGUCUUUAUUAUUUGGACAAGUUGUAAAAGGGAUUAGUGCAGGUGCAAGAGUUUUUGAGUUUAUCAAUAGUGAAUCAAAGAUACCAUUAGAAGGUGGUAAAAUAAUACCAUUUCAUAGUCUCAAAGGUGAUAUACAGUUUAAAGAUGUUAAUUUUUCAUAUCCUACUCGGCCAGGACAGAUGAUAUUAAAGAAUUUUAGUUUAGAUGUAAAAGGUGGAAGAGUUUUGGCUCUUGUUGGUUUAUCUGGAGGAGGUAAAUCUACUGUAGCAGCAUUGUUAGAACGAUUCUAUGAUAUUGAUAAGGGGCAGAUAACUAUAGAUGGUCAAGAUAUACGUGAUUUAAAUCCAACAUGGUUGAGAGGUCGAGCUAUAGGUUUCAUUAAUCAGGAACCAGUUUUAUUUGCUACUUCAGUCAUGGAGAAUAUUAGAUAUGGUCGUCCAGAUGCUACAGAUAGUGAGGUUAUAGAGGCAGCGAAACAAGCCCAUGCUGAUGAUUUUAUUAAUACAUUUCCCAAUGGUUAUAGUACAGUACUAGGUGAACGAGGUGUAACAGUAUCAGGUGGACAGAAACAGAGAAUAGCUAUAGCCAGAGCUUUAAUCAAAAAUCCUUCUAUAUUAAUAUUAGAUGAAGCUACUAGUGCAUUAGAUGCUGAAUCAGAGAGAAUAGUUCAAGAAGCUUUAGAUAACGUAAUUAAAGGUCGCACAGUGUUAAUUAUAGCUCAUAGAUUGAGUACUAUACGAGAUGCUGACCUCAUAGCAGUAGUAACACAUGGUCAGAUUGUAGAGAUGGGUGAUCAUAAUACUUUAAAGCAGAAAAAAGGUUUAUACUGGGAACUCAUCAGACAACAAGAAAUAGAAGAAGAAAUCGAAGAAUUCAAAUAAUCUUAUUAUAGUUUAAUGUAGAAUUAGAACAGUUGUCAUUUGAAUAGCUUCAGGUAGGAUAAUACAUAGGACGACAAGCUCUUACUUACAUAUUGGAAUUAAAGUAUUAUUUUAAAUAACUGUAAAUAUAAGAAUUGACAGUCUAAUUAAAAUUGGAUCUUAAUUUCAUUCCUAGUUGGAUAGAUAUUUAUUAGUCAUCUGUUCUAUUUGAAAUCUGCUGUUUGCGAUUGUGAUUGGCUAAAUCCUUUUUGGCUAAAUACUUUAAGUAUAAAAAUUGAAUUAUUAAAUUUUCAAAAGUUUAUGGUUGAAUAUAUUUACAGUUUUGACUGCUACUGUCUAGUCGACCAAAUAAUCUUAAUUUUCAUUUAAAAUACACAUACUAACAUAUUGGGUAUUAUCAGUUGAUUUGAUUUUAUGGAAAUUCAACAUACAGUUUCAACCAUUAAAAAAGCCUAUAUUAACUUUUAUUAUUUAUUUUAGAAACUGUUGUAAGCUGUUGUCUGACUUGACAGUAGUUUUAUAUUCUGUUGUCUUUUUUGUAGUUUUAUAGACUACAAUUUUAACAGUAGUUUUGUAGACUGUCUUGAUAUAGGUUAUAUUAUACUCUGUUGUUUUGACAGAAGUUUAAUAUGGCAUUGUCUUGGCUGCAGUUUUAUAGAUUUGUCUUGUUUUGGCAGUGGUUUAUAGGCUGUUGUCUUGUCAUGACAUUUGUUUUAUAGGUUGCAGCAGUAUUGGCUGCUGUCUUGACAGUACUGUUUUCUUGACUGUAGUUGUAUGGGCUGUUGUCUAGACUGUGGUUUUAUAGGCUUUUGGCUUGACAGUAAUGUUCUAUAGAUUUGAAGAUACAUUAUGGGAGAUUAGAUAAAGAGCUGGCAGUUCUCACUAUAAUAGUUAAAAACUAGAUAAUGUAAAAGCAAUUUACUGAAAAUUUCAAUCAAAUUGAUCUACUAUGAACCGAGAAUUAAGCGAUUGAAAUUUCGGCCUAGCCUCGAUGAUCAUUACUAAAGUCGGCACGAUAAGAAACAUAGUCUCGAUAAUCCAUUUCAUGAUUAAAUCAUGAAUGGAAGUUGAGCAGCAAAUGGGAUCCUAAUCCAGUAAAUAUCGCAGGCUAGCGAUGACAUUGAGAGUUGAUUAUGGUCUGGAUAAUUUAAUUAAUGUCUAAUUAAUAAUUUAGAUAACAUUUCAGGCCUAAAGAAAGACCUGCAAUAGGCAGAUUUAUCUCUUGCAUAAUGUAUGUUUAAAUAGUUUUAUUGUGAUAUUUAUUAUGCAUUAUAUUCUAAUUUGAAUGAUGUAAAUGUUUUUAUUAUAUAAAUAAAUAGAGAAAUAUAAACUAUUUUUAU